AUGCACAACCUCAAGUCUUUGAGGGAGAUUUUAUCUGAAAAUGGGAUGUCAAGCGGAUUAGAAAGCACUGAAACGGGGAUUUGUCAGAUGACACCGUCUCUGAUGAAUAAUAAGACUGUGUCCUCUAUGUCUCUAUUGCACAAUAGCUACAUUCUGACGGGAGACAGCAUGACUUCGGACCAUGAGAAGAAUUUCUGGUUGCAACGGCAGGCUGCUACAAGUCGACCAAUGGAUGUUAACAUGGAUUCAUUCGAAAAAUCGUCGCAUGAAAUGGACUUGACAGCAGAUACUUUCUUGCAACAAGCUGCUUACAUCAACGUGCUAGCGCAGAACCCUAUCCUCGUGCCAGGCGACUUCUCCCAAAGAAUCGCAUGGGCUGGUAACUGCGGUUUGGACAAUUCAAACAAGCAUUUUUUGAGUAAUCCGAAUCAGACCUCCUUCAUGAGUGUCCUCGAACGCGCGACGAUGAUCGGUCAAGCACUACCUGAAUCUCAAGACCCCACGGAACUCUAUCAUAAAUACAAGGAACAGAUCAUGAAGCAAGAGAGCAAGAUAAAGGAAGCAUCGGGAUCCGAGAGCUCUGAGCACGAGGAUUCGGUAGUUCUCAGUGAACAGGCAUCCUCCGACGAUAUUAGCAAGGCUGUUGUGGCAUCAGUUGGCAGGAGGAGGAGGCGCAAUGCCACUGAUGAUGUGACUAUCUUCCCACGCAGAAAGGCAGGGCAGGACAAGCUGGGUAGAAACAGACCGCCGAUUGUUAUAUCUCUGCCAAUGCUACAAAGAUUGUUCGACCUCCCCCAACGGGCAGCGAGCAAGAAACUUGGCAUAUGCACCACAGUAAUGAAGAAAGUUUGCCGAAGAUUGGGAGUUUGCAAGUGGCCGUAUAAGGAGAGCAAAGCCAGGAAACUGUCUUCCGCUGUUACUUCGUCUGAUUGA
Guillardia theta CCMP2712 is the source of this 933-nucleotide messenger RNA. RefSeq lists its product as hypothetical. Lineage: Eukaryota; Cryptophyceae; Pyrenomonadales; Geminigeraceae. The coding region runs from base 1 to 933 and encodes 310 amino acids. The record is from RefSeq and is a predicted model, not a curated record. The transcript has 11 exons. Gene Ontology annotation, molecular function: DNA-binding transcription factor activity.